Paramisgurnus dabryanus is the source of this 3843-nucleotide messenger RNA. RefSeq names its product diacylglycerol O-acyltransferase 2 (gene dgat2). Gene Ontology annotation, biological process: triglyceride biosynthetic process. The record is from RefSeq and is a predicted model, not a curated record. Gene Ontology annotation, molecular function: diacylglycerol O-acyltransferase activity. Gene Ontology annotation, cellular component: endoplasmic reticulum membrane. Lineage: Eukaryota; Metazoa; Chordata; Actinopteri; Cypriniformes; Cobitidae.
UCUGUGCAGAAGUCAUGAAAUCGCGGGUGAAGUCAGCUGGAGUGGAGUUUGAUUGACAGCUCCCAGUAAGCUCCUCCCCCGAAGCGCUUAAAUGACAGGCUCUCUCGUGAGCUCGUGGCUGACAGUGGCCGUGUCGAGAGUGAUGCUGUAGAAGAGCUCAGUUUCCACCAGCUUUUAUUUAUUAUACCCACAUUAACAAUGAAGACCAUACUCGCUGCAUACUCCGGUGUCAAAAAAGGCACCGGGUCCAGCAUCCUCUCUGCCUUACAUGACCUGCCCUCUGUUCCCUGGCUGACCCGAUCCAAGAUGGUGAAAUAUCUGCAGCUGAUCUCCGUUUUACAUUUUGUCACCACAUUUCUUGCCAUGGGCAUUGUCUGCUCUUUGUUGCUGGUGUAUCUGUUUUGCACAGACUGCUGGGUACUUGCCGCUAUGUACACUGCCUGGCUCAUAUAUGACUGGAAUACCCCUAAACAAGGAGGCCGCAGAUCUACAUGGAUGAGAAAUUGGACUCUGUGGAAAUACUUCAGAGAUUAUUUUCCAAUAAGACUCAUAAAAACCCAUAACCUGCUUCCUAGCCGAAACUACAUUUUUGGCUACCACCCUCAUGGCAUCUUCUGUUUUGGUGCUUUUUGUAACUUUGGCACAGAAGCGACGGGAUUCUCCAAGAAAUUCCCCGGAAUCAAGCCAUCUUUGGCUACACUGGAUGGAAACUUUCGUUUGCCAUUGUUUAGGGAUUACCUAAUGUCUGGAGGUAUCUGUCCAGUAAAUCGAAACUCCAUUGACUUCCUGCUGUCCAGUAACGGUACAGGCAACGCUGUGGUCAUUGUGAUCGGUGGAGCUGCCGAAUCUCUGGACUGUGCCCCGGGAAUGAACUCUGUCACGCUGAAAAACCGCAAAGGCUUUGUCAGACUGGCUCUUAAUCAAGGUGCUGACCUGGUGCCUGUCUACUCAUUUGGUGAGAAUGAAGUUUAUACGCAGCUGAUUUUUGAGGAUGGCUCCUGGUGGCGUGUGGCUCAAAAGAAGCUUCAGAAGAUUUUAGGAUUUGCCCCAUGUCUGUUCCAUGGCUGUGGACUCUUCUUUCCAAAAUCAUGGGGACUUGUGCCUUAUUGCAAACCCAUUACUACUGUUGUUGGUGAACCCAUAACAGUUCCAAAAAUUGAAAACCCAAGCCAGGAUGUGAUAGAUAUGUACCAUGCCAUGUACAUCAGGUCCCUCAAGUCUCUCUUCGACACCAACAAGACUCGAUUUGGCUUAAAUGAGAGCGACACCCUAGUAAUUCACUGAAAGACGUUGAGGAAUAACAUUAUAACAGAAACAUUACAGUGGCAGCUGGAAGAUCCCAACGAAGUGCCUGUUUGAGAAAACCAAAACGCUGUUUCCAUAUAGAGAAGCAAUUGAUAUAAUCCAGGAGAACAUUUCUUUACAUUUAUGCAUUGGCAGAUACUUUUAUCCAAAGCAACUUUUAUAUUUUAUCUGCAUGUGGAUUUUUUGGAAAUCAAACCUUGGCCUCCUACCGUACCAGGUGAGCUACAGGAAAGUUUUCAUAAAAGUGGAAUGUUGGGGAGUCCCGGAUCAUUUCAAUCGCAGUUGAUGUAACCUGACAAUGGUUCUAAAGCUUUACUUUAAAGGAUCUCUCUAAAGACACAUUCAAAACUGUACCAAAAAAGGUAUUGAAAUGUACUGUACUGCAUGGGAUGCAGUGAAUCUAGUCUGUGUCACUGCUGCUCAUCGCCACUAGUUGGCGACACUGUGCUGUUAAGUCAAGUAUGAUCUGUUGACCAACCGUUCAAUCAGACGCACGUGUGUUGCCACGGUUACACUUUGGACCAAAGUUAUUUUCCGGCCUUUGCUUGUUAAUUGGUCUGGCUAGUGGCUAACUCUGAGACAAAUAUCUUAUCGAAAAUAAAAAUGUUCGGUUUCAUAAAGAUGAGGGGAGACAGCGAGCAUGGAUCACCGCUGUGCAAAGAGAGGUUUGACAGCCAGAGAACAACAUACGUAGCUAACAUUUAACACAGUAACGCAUAUCACAGUAUAGUGGUUGAUACGCUUUAGCUAUGAAUUGAACUGAAUUGAAGGUAAUUUACUUGUUAUUACUGUAUUUUGCUUUUUAUCAGAAAAAAAUCUACUUUAGAGGGACCUGUUUUUGAUUCUUUGCGGAAGUCUACUGGAAGUUAAGUUAACGUAAGGGUCACAAAGGCCGUUUGAUUGGCUGUUUCUCAAACGGAAGGCUGCAUCCUCCGGAGGUCGCAUAUGCAGGCUGCAUACGUCAUGUAGCCUGGUUGAUUUCAGUUAACUGAGCAUUACAUUCGCAAGUCAUACGCAUAUUACAUCAAUUUACGAUUACAUAAAAAUAAUAGUCAACUUUAUAAAUUGUUAAUAUACUGAAAUAAGACGUCUUUAUGAUGUAUGCUGCCUACAAAUGCGACCUCCGGAGGGGGCAGCCUUCCAUUUAAGAAACGGCCAUUAUGUUGUUGCUACUGAAAUUUCUAUAAGCUAUGGAUUAUAUUGUUUGAUAUAUAACAAUACAAUCAGAUUGAGGAUAUUUAAGAUUUAAUUCCAAAUGCAAUGUUAGAUAAAAAUUUUUUAUCCCAUAUCAGAUGUUUUAAUGCACAAGCAAUGCAACUACUGUCUCUUCAUAAAAGUCACAUUGUGAAAUUUGGUAGAAACUUACUAAAUGGCAAGAAUUAAUUAAAUUGUUGAAAUAUGUUGAAAUAAAUAUGGUUUUGAAAGACUUUGGAUUAUGCACUGUCAGGAAAAAUGGUCAAACAUAGUCCUGGGGCAGUACCCUUUAAAAGGUUCCCAAUAGAAACUAUUUAGGUACAGCUUAGUAUACAUUUGUAUAACCAAUAUGUACCUUCCGAGGUACUAAUAUGAACUUUCAGGUGCAAAGGUGUAGUUUUUAAAAGGGUACCGACCAUAUUUUUUCUGACAGUGCAGAAUUAUACAUUUUAACUCAUGUCCUUGAAUUUAUAGAUCUUGAAGAAUACAAUGUUAAAGACAUAUCUAGAAGGUGAGGAUGAUGACAAUGAAGAAGCUUGUAAAUAUUGGUUAUAGACUACUGACAAAUCCUUAUAUUAUUUUCCUGAUAUCAUUUUCAUAAAACUAUUCAAAUUUUACCAGAGAAGUAUUAAAUUAUUUAUAAAUUGCACAUACAUGCUUUGUUAGGCUCAAGUAAAUAAUCUCUCACAUCACCGAAUGGUGUUACUGUGAUUACAUGUCUUCUUGUAAUUUCGGAUUUUAACAUUUUAUUAUUUUGAUUUCACAAUCCUGAAUUGUUUCCACAUUCUGUGCCUUUAAAGCAAAUGCUGGAAAGACCUCAGACGUGUUUGCACGCCAGAUCAAACAAGGGUUGUUUGCUAAAUAACAAAUGACCUAAAUUCAUAGUAAAUUAAGUGAAUUCAAGUGCCAACAUGUAUGUAUGUAUGCUAUGCAAUUACAUUUUGAAAUAUCACACUAAUAACCUCAUGUUUAUCCUACAUACUAAAGUUAAAAAUGCUGACUGUGUAUUUAAAUGGUUCAGGAGAUCUACAGCUCUUGAUUGGUUGAAAAUAAGUAACUGCAUGCAAAUAACAAAAACAUCACAAUGUGAUUUAUUGCUUUGUACAUUGAGCAUUGGUGUUGCAAUGCAUGUCCAAGUGUGUAUAUUUGAUGUCAAUAAAAUGUAUAAUUCUUUAAAUUACAAUUUUAUAUAUUUAUAUUUAGAAUAAAUGUUUGUUCAAUACUAAUUGUUGUAUUGUUUUGUAUUACAAAACUGACCUUGAUUUCUGCAAUAUGUAAACAUGUUCUAAUUCCUUUCUUUGAGCCAAGAUUUUUUUUAUCAGAUAUUUACAUAAUAGUUCCAGA